Messenger RNA from Hypoxylon fragiforme, 3079 nucleotides. Its product is annotated as pre-mRNA-splicing factor ATP-dependent RNA helicase PRP43. Gene Ontology annotation, cellular component: intracellular anatomical structure; spliceosomal complex. Gene Ontology annotation, molecular function: RNA helicase activity; ATP binding; RNA binding. The record is from RefSeq and is a predicted model, not a curated record. Bases 129 to 2495 code for a protein of 788 amino acids. NCBI's taxonomy places the organism in Eukaryota, Fungi, Ascomycota, Sordariomycetes, Xylariales, Hypoxylaceae. The transcript is spliced from 3 exons.
AUUUCUGUCAGCCUCGUCGCCAUCCCGAUUUCUUUACCUCUACCACAAACAACAAUAAUAACAACAACGACAACCAAUUGUCCAACACCCAUAUCCACGCGCCAUCUUUCUACGUCAUCGAAAUAGCCAUGACUGACAUUUCGAGCGGUAAGGACGCGCGCAACGUCAAGAAGCGCACGAGCAGUCCCGAUGUUAAUACACCCUUGAAGCGCAUUAAAACGGAAACCGAGGACGAAUCGAAACCAGACAAAUACAACCCUUACCUGGCACACUGGAGCAAUGGGAACGGUGCGGAUGGUGAUGUACAGGACGAAAAGAAUGGAUUCGGCUUCGAAGAUAGGCUACCAAAGGGCUCGCCGCUUGCAAAAUUUCAACCGAGGAAUACGACGGCAAAACAAGCAUCUGAGGCUGAGGAUAGCGAUAACAAUCCCUUCACCGGAGAGCCACAUUCCCAGCAAUACUUCAACAUCCUAAAGUCGAGGCGUAAUCUCCCUGUACAUAAACAAAGACAAGAAUUCCUAGAUCUGUACCACAAGUCACAAAUUCUCGUUUUUGUCGGUGAAACAGGUUCAGGAAAAACUACCCAGAUCCCUCAAUAUGUUGUAUACGACGAACUGCCGCAUCUUAACCGAAAACUCGUUGCUUGUACCCAACCUCGACGAGUUGCCGCCAUGUCCGUCGCCCAGCGUGUCGCCAACGAGCUUGACGUUCCAUUGGGAGAUGAAGUCGGUUACAGCAUUCGUUUCGAAGACAAAACCAGCUCCAAAACGAUAUUGAAAUAUAUGACGGAUGGUAUGCUACUAAGAGAAGCUAUGCACGAUCACGAGAUGUCGCGAUACAGCUGCAUCAUCCUCGACGAAGCACACGAACGUACUCUUGCCACCGAUAUUCUUAUGGCCCUUCUCAAGCAAAUCACCAAACGCAGACCGGAUCUCAAACUUAUUGUUAUGUCUGCUACACUCGAUGCCCAGAAAUUUCAACGAUAUUUCUUUGAUGCGCCCCUCCUCGCAGUUCCAGGAAGAACCUUCCCCGUCGAGAUCUUCUACACCCCCGAGCCAGAGAAGGACUAUGUGGAGGGUGCCAUACGGACUGUGCUCCAGAUUCAUGCUGGCGAAGACGAGGGAGACAUACUCCUUUUCCUUACGGGAGAAGAGGAAAUCGAGGAUACCUGCAGAAAGGUGUCACUCGAGGUUGACGAGCUCGUGAGGGAAACAGAUUGCGGCCCCAUGGCCGUCUAUCCACUUUACGGAACUCUCCCACCACAUCAACAGCAGAAGAUCUUUGAUCCAGCACCACCCCCGCUCAGGAAAGGGGGUAAGCCUGGUCGCAAGUGUAUUGUUUCGACAAACAUUGCUGAGACAUCACUGACCAUCGAUGGCAUUGUUUACGUGGUCGAUCCUGGUUUCAGCAAGCAAAAGCUCUAUAACCCUCGACUAAGGGUAGAGUCACUGCUGGUGUCCCCUAUAUCGAAAGCUUCUGCCCAACAACGAGCGGGACGUGCCGGUAGAACGAAGCCUGGAAAGUGCUUCCGACUUUACACCGAGAAGGCCUUCAAGGAGGAGCUGAUCGAGCAGACCCAUCCCGAAAUUCUGCGUUCCAAUCUAGCGAAUACUGUGCUGGAGCUGAGGAAACUUGGUGUGGAGGAUCUCGUCCACUUCGACCUUAUGGAUCCACCUCCUCCCGAGACGAUGAUGCGUGCCCUGGAGGAACUCAAUUAUCUCUCUUGUAUCGAUGACGAGGCGAAUCUAACCCAUCUGGGCGGUUUAGCCUCUGAAUUCCCCCUGGAUCCCGCCUUGGCAGUUAUGCUAAUAUCAAGCCCCGAAUUUUACUGCUCAAACGAGAUGCUCUCUAUAACAGCUCUGCUCUCAGUGCCUCAGAUCUUUGUGCGUCCGGCGCAGAGAAGACGAGAGGCUGACGAAAUGAAGAAUCUCUUCAAGCACGACGAUGGAGAUCACUUAACGAUGCUCAAUGUGUAUCAUGCCUUCAAGGGAGUGCUCAACCGCGGCGAUGACGCGAAGGCGUGGUGUCAUAAACACUACCUAUCUUUCCGACACCUUUCCAGUGCAGACAAUGUUCGUGCCCAGCUGAAGCGCAUCAUGGAAACACAGGGCCUGGAACUCCUCAGCACGGAUUUCAACGAUAAGAGUUAUUACACCAACAUCCGCCGGGCUCUAGUCAGCGGUUUCUUCAUGCAGGUUGCCAAACGCGAGGGCCCCAAGGUGUAUCGUACCCUCAAAGAUAACAGCCAGCGUGUUAUGCUGCACCCGAGCACGGUGCUUCAGACGGAGUACGAUUGGGUCAUCUAUAACGAAUUUGUUAUGACCUCGAAGAACUACAUUCGGACCAUUACUGGCAUUAAGCCAGAGUGGCUUUUGGAACUCGCGCCGACGUAUUACGAUCUUAGUACUUGGGAUGGCCAGAAAGAUGUCGAACUGGCGCUGAAGUCGGUCGCCGAUAAGAUGAGGCGGAGAGCUGCCAUGAAGGGUGGCCGCUAAGAGGCCCUUACCAUCGAUACGAUGAAAUGAAUGAUAGCCCGCGAGUCGACAGCUUUAAGAGUCGUAUCGUCGUAUUAUCCGUUGUCGUCUAGAGCCACUUCCGCAUCCUCGAAAAUGACAAGACACCACAUCUCUAAUAUAGAAGACUUUCUUACGAUUUGAGUAUCACCAGAUGCUUUAAUAUGGGAUUAGAAGGUGCAGAACAUCUAGAAGACAGCGUGGGCAUUUCUAUUUACCUCAUGUUACUGCCAAUAGGGAAUUACCAUGGGUUUACAGUAAAUUAAAACUGUAUCUACACUGGAAGAAGAGAUGUGAAAUACCUACCUACCUACCUACCCAGUUAUCCAGGUGGUUAGUUAAGCAGGGCGAGAAUAUGGCUUUCCUGGAAGUGAGAAAGAUAGAUAUUAAUGUAUUCAGAUGUUACCUAGAACGGGGAAGAUUGUGCUACACUUUACAGGGCUUUAAAGCCACUUCAGUUGGGCGUCGAACAGACUCGGGGGCUUAUGGUAUCUGGAUUAGGUUACGUAGCUGCCUACUUACCUAGGUAAAUACCAAAAUACAUAAAUCACGUUUUCCCGUCGGAA